UGAACAAGAAGCCUUCACCGAAUUUCAAACAGAACAACAGGCACCUAUUAUGAAUGAAGAAAACAUAACUAAUGUCAAUACAUCAAAACCAAAAAAUAGGCAUACUAAAAAGCACCUAGGUUCGACUCUUCAAGUCUUAAAAUCAUCACAAAAAUAA
Molecule: messenger RNA, 157 nt
Organism: Cetraspora pellucida
Lineage: Eukaryota; Fungi; Glomeromycota; Glomeromycetes; Diversisporales; Gigasporaceae
Source: the annotation of a GenBank genome assembly